GCCCCGUUCAAUUGCCCGCAGAGAUGCCAUCUCUGCACCCGCAAACUUAUUCAUUUAUAUUAACACUUCGCGGGCUUGCUUCUCCGUUUGCUGCAUGGCCACCUACACACAACAUCUCCCUUCCCCAGCUCUCUCAGAGGUAUCUGCCCAUUCCGGCCAAGCGUUUCUGCCUGUCCAACCAUCCCCGCCUGCAUGUCACUAUGAGCGCCGACUGGGAGACACAGAGGCGUCGUACUUUCUUCCCUCACGCGAGAGCGGUGUCAACGACAUGUAUCUGCACCUGGGCUUCAGUGCACCCACUCGAUAUGUUCGCUGUUCGAGAGUGAGACUGGUCUGGGCCAUUCUUCGUGUGAGACAUCCCCUUCUCGCCUCAAAGGUGCAGAUGCACGACUAUGAAGAUAUUCGAUUUCUGUACACCUCCCCGGCGUCAGUCGAGGAAGCUGUCCAUGAUGCGGAUCGCAACCUAGAAUCUCGCAACUCAGUUAAAGAUGAAUUGAUUGAUUCCUAUUUGAACGGCCCUCGCACUUUGUCCACGGAUCGUCUGUCCUAUCUGAUUAUAUCUUCCGCUGAUGAGGGAUCCUCGCUUCCCAGUCCUCCGCCUACGCCCAUUCCAUCUACUACGGCGCCUCAUGGUACAAAAGCAAGUCUGAAUCAUGACAUUCUCAUCUGCGCAACCCAUUUCCUGGGUGACGGCAUGGCCCUACAUCAAUUCGCCAACGACUUGUUCAGUCUCCUGGGAAGCUCAAAGGACGAGAAAGAUCUCGAGGAGAUCCUCAGAAACGAGUGGGAGACCAGGUGCAACAAAGUUGAUGAUGAAUCCACUCUACCAUCGUCCCUGGAGGAUAGGCUUCCCACGGGCUCCACUGGACGGUUUUACCGUGCAGCCUGUCGGGUUGAUUUCCAACGGUGCCAGGAUAAAUUAAUCGGCGGGCAUACAUUUCCUCGCAGGUCUGGCCAGCUUCGGCGGACCAUUGUCCCAACCAUCUCCAUUGAUGCAGAAAGAACGAAGAAAAUGCUCAAGGCAUGCAAAGCACACGGGGUUUCAAUAUCUAGUGCAUACUUCGCUCUUUGUAAUAUUGCAUGGGCGAGGACCACGGAUUCCAAGUGGCAAGUUCCCUCGAUGAUGUACUCUGCUCUCAACCUCCGCCCUAAUCUCAUUGCCAACAAGGCGCUGAACGAUUCGUACUGGUAUCUCGCUAUCGGAUACUUCAAUGUCGUCCUACCUUCCUUCUUCCCAAAGACCGGCGACGUUUCUAGAACAUUCUGGCAUCGCGCUCGUUCAGCAAAGGAACAGAGCACCUUGGCUGCUAAAAGCCCCAUGCUCAUUUCUAGAAGCCGUGAGAUGGCUCGUGAGCGAGGUGCUCGGGCACGAGUCUGGGGAAAGGAAGACGAUGAGAAGACACGAGGCGUUUGGGUACCCCCACCCCCCAAACCAGCAGUCCAAGAACCUGCCCGCGCGCCAUCUGCGGUACUUAUUGGGUUGUCUUUACUUGGAAAUCUUGAUGGGAUCUACAGGCAUGCAAAUUUCGGGGACGUGAAGAUGCAUACGUUGACGACGGGGUCUCGUCAACGCGCUGGGGGGAUGCUCUUAUUUGGGUAUACAUUUGUUGGAAAGCUCUGGGUCAGCUUGGGGUACGACGAGAAUGGAUUUGAGAAGGAGACCGUGGACAAGUUUUGGAACAAUUUGCUACAGAGCACGGAUGAAUUCUUGGACGUGUGACGCUAUUAUUAUUAUUUGCAUAUUAUUCAUUAUCGGACUAGUGCUAGUCAAUUUGCAUAGGUUUCUUACGCAGUUGCAUUCAGCACGCACCUAUUUAUUUGUGAGAUCGAAAGCUGUACUUUGAAACGUCGCGUGCAUGCAGGUUAUGCACU
Guyanagaster necrorhizus is the source of this 1872-nucleotide messenger RNA. RefSeq lists its product as uncharacterized. Bases 95 to 1720 code for a protein of 541 amino acids. NCBI's taxonomy places the organism in Eukaryota, Fungi, Basidiomycota, Agaricomycetes, Agaricales, Physalacriaceae. The record is from RefSeq and is a predicted model, not a curated record. The transcript is spliced from 7 exons.